Molecule: messenger RNA, 687 nt
Organism: Ostertagia ostertagi
Lineage: Eukaryota; Metazoa; Nematoda; Chromadorea; Rhabditida; Trichostrongylidae
Source: the annotation of a GenBank genome assembly
AUGAAACGGAGCAAUUCCAUCGACGAUUUCCAAAAUUUGUUUCAUCUUUGCCCAGUAGCCUGCCCUGGAGAUUCAGUUUAUUCUUCUUCGAACUUGUCGUUUUUUUUACAUCCUUUGUAUGUUAACAUUGCCUCAUUGAAGGUUUGGGAUAUUCACAUGGAAAACCGGCCAGUUGAGACCUAUACUGUUCACGAUCACCUCCGCACAAAGUUGUGCGCGUUGUAUGAGAACGAUUCCAUUUUCGACAAGUUCGAAUGCGGAUGGAGUGGUGACGACCAGCAUGUGCUAACUGGUUCCUACCACAAUUUGUUCCGUACAUACGCUCGUGGAUCGUCGGAGGCAAAAAUGUGGGAAGCGCGACCGCAAGAGCCGCAUUCGUUGUUACGGACGCGAAGAGUUUGCGGUGGCGCUGGUGCUCGUGCUCAGAGAGGUCGCCGACCGGUGGGAGAUCAGAAUAACGAUGACGAACUCGCCGCUGAUGCGCUUGACUUCAAUCGGAAAAUCCUUCACGUCGCGUGGCAUCCGAGGGAUAACAUUAUAGCCCUUGCUGCCACAAAUAAUCUUUACAUAUUUUCUGACAACUGUAUUUUCCUGGCGGUGAAGAUCCACACUUCGGUCAACUCCGUCGAGGUAGCCAUGGCUUUCAGUUUUUGCUAUCAGUCUACUUUACAAUGUCUUCUUUGUUAA